Molecule: messenger RNA, 3255 nt
Organism: Cuculus canorus (common cuckoo)
Lineage: Eukaryota; Metazoa; Chordata; Aves; Cuculiformes; Cuculidae
Gene: TOR4A
Product: torsin family 4 member A
Exons: 3
Coding region: 479-2041 (520 amino acids)
Biological process (GO): negative regulation of apoptotic process
Cellular component (GO): endoplasmic reticulum lumen; nuclear envelope
Molecular function (GO): ATP hydrolysis activity; ATP binding
Source: RefSeq, a predicted model, not a curated record
GCCGAGGAGGGCUUUGAGCAAGAGGGGGGAGACAAAACCGGCCAGCGGUGGCCGUCCAGCGCAUUGGAGAAGGAAGUGCUGCCGUGGGCCACUCCUCCUCGCCAUUUCCUCUCUGCGGUUGGGUUUUUAUACAGACGAGAGAGAAGGAAGCAGAGGAGCAGCAGGGUCUGUCUGAGACUGGAGUCUGGACUCGUUGGCUGAAAGGAAGCAUCAGCAGCUGGUCCGGAGGGAGAUACUCUCCUGCCACCAUUGCCUUCGCGUGGGCAGGGACGGAGCCAUCCCUGGAGCUGUAGCACUUGGAGGUGGUCGUGCUGUUCUUCGUGGCUACAUCUAUGCCUGGAGAUCUGUUUUCUCCCAAAGACAUCCUUGCUGGAUCUGUGACUCUUGUCAUCGUGUCCUACUGCUGGUGCUCAUCCUCUCCUCUUCCUCGCCGACCGAGAAAGAAGAUGAUGUGAAGGGGCUGUAAGAACCAGACGAGAUGGAUGGAGAUCUACCCAGUGCUGAGGUGGAUGGAGAAGCAUCCUCUGCCACGGAGGAUGUGGGAGGAGAGAUGCCUUGCGUGGUGAGCCCUGAAGAUGUUUCCUGUGUGGAGAGCCCUGCAGAAGGAGAGAUGCCCCAUGCUGAACCCAACACAAAAGAGGAGGAGCCUUGUGCUGAGAGCAGUGUGGAAGGAGAACUGCCCAGCACUGACAGCAGUGGGGAAGGGGAAGUGCCCUGCGCCGAGAGUGAUGCAAAAGGAGAGGCAUCUUGCUAUGAGAGUGAUGGGGAAGAAGUACCCGAUACUGAGAUCCCUGCUGCUUCGAAGAAAAUGUCUUCUAUUUCUUCUCCCUUGCGGGCAGUCAUCCGCCUGCGCCGACAGUACUGGCUGCACAAGAAAAGCCGUCUGCAUUUAGAGCUCCCUCGAGAAAAAUCUUCAGAGCUUGUCCAUACGAGGCUGCUUCAAAGGCAGCUUUCCUUGAACCGAACUAGCCUGUAUGGCCCUUCCAUGUCCUUCUUUAAUCAGUCCAGCUUUGAAACUUCCCGAUACUUCACCUUUGACACAUCUGUGGAGCAAUGUGCUAUGAAAAAAUGCAAGCGGAAAAAGAAUCGAAGGAAAUCUAGGAUAGUCUUGUAUCCAGAUAAAACAAAAAGAUACCUUCCAGCAGAGGAGAAGAGCAAGGCAAAACGCUGCCUCCUCUUGCUCAUUGUCAUUAUCUUCUUCCAGAUUCUAAAUGCUAUAGAGAACCUGGAUGAUAACCUCCAAAAAUAUGACCUAGACGGGUUGGAGAAAACAAUGCACCGGGAAGUAUUUGGGCAGAAGGUUGCGGUGGAAAGUAUUAUGGAAUUACUGAAAGACUAUUUGGCUACCCACAUACACAACAAGCCUCUAGUAAUCUCUUUAACUGGCCCGCCGGGAGUUGGGAAGAGUCAUGUUGGCUGGCUGCUGGCCAAACAUUUUCGUUCCAUCAUGGACAAUGACUUUGUGCUUCAGUACUUUGUUAUGCAUCACUGCCCCAGUGGGGUGGCUCCUCUUACUUGCGAAAUAGAUUUGUCUAAGAAGAUUUCUGACAUGGUUACAAGAGCUGAAAUAGAAGAGAAGAUACCAUUGUUUAUCCUGGAUGAGGUUGAACUCAUGUCUCCAGUCCUGCUGGAUACUCUCAGCCGAUUCUUUGAGCCCAAUCAAACCAAUGAGUUCCUCAAUGCCAUCUAUAUUUUAAUAAGCAAUAUAGGAGGUAGUGAAAUAACGAAGUUCGUUAUCCAGAAUGCAUCCACUGAGCUUCUGCAUCAGCAAAGGGGACUUGAAGAACUGCUGAGCAUCGUCCAGCCCAUACUGAUCGAUGCCCACCCUCUCUGGAAAUCUGCAGACAUCAUCCCAUUCGUUCUUCUGGAGAAAAGUCAUGUGAUAAACUGCUUCCUAGAGGAGAUGAGGAGGGAAGGGCUGUAUCCCGACCAGAAACAUAUUGAAAAUUUAGCCAGUCAGCUCAGUUACUACACUACAGGGGACAAACAGUACUCAAGGAUGGGCUGCAAGCAGGUUGUGGCCAAAGUCAACCUGCUGUAGUGAUCUACUGAAGAGGCCAAGUCCUGCUUUCAGGAUUUUCUCACUUCUGGGCCUAUGGAGGAGUACAUUACAGCAAGCUGUGGUCACAGUGUCCUCUCUCAGGCCUCCACUGGUUGAGGCAGAGUGAUGACAGCCUGAGUUCUUCUGCAAUGUGGUCUCCGUUCUCCUCUGGAUGCUUCAUUUAUUCCUCACGUUCUGUGAAUGAGGCAUGGGCAAUGAAGCCUAAGCAACCUCCCAUUAAUGGUGAGAUGCUUUGUUCCUCGUAUGCUCGUUUGGAAUAAGUUGUCAUUAAAGAGUUGUGAGAUGGAACAGACGCUGUGGGAUAUAAACAGGAGGAGGAAAUAGUUUAACUGGUUACUGUCCCUGCAGUACACAUAGCCAUGUCUCACUCCCUCUCCAGGCUCACAGUCUUCAGCUCUUUGCUUUUCCUGGUCCUGCUGGUGAUGUGCAGAGCAGAGGCCGUGCUGGACGCCUGGGAAAGCUGAGAAAAUUUCUGGCUCUCAUCCCCAAAAGCGUGGGCAGUCAGAGCUCCACUUUCUCCAGCUCCUACAUGACCAUGUGCUCCAGAGACUCCUUUUUGGACCUGUUCCUGAGCUGUUGCUCUUCUGAGCUCAUACCUGAGCUCACCUUUGGCACCUCCAGCAAGAUUUCUGCCCUCCAAGUCUGUUCGGACUCGCCUUGAAGGCUGCUUGGCUGUGCCAGUCUGUGGAGCAAUCACUGCUGGAUUGUUUCAGGUCAGGGGGAGGCAACUCAUCCUGAGAGCUCUUCUGCUCUUUUCCUUCUGGGUACACUUCACCACGCUCAUUAUCUAGAAAGCCCAAAAUAGCAACUGACAUAUAUUAAGCAACACACACUGGAAAAGACAAUUUAGGCUGUCUGGGCUGCCUGCAGUGGAGAUCCUGGGCUUGUUCGCAGUCCUGUGAGGCCAAGAAGAGGUUCUUUGACAUUGAGACCUGAAGCACCUCAUGGAAAACACAUCCUUGUUUUGCACAGGCAAACAGAGCAGGCAUUUGUGACAUUGCUCUUUCAGGUUUUGGUUUUGUGCCUAAACCCCUUCUACAAUUUGCUGUGAAUUACCAUAUCCAUAAUCCCAUGGAUGUUUGCACUGGCCAAAUUGCCUCUUUCUAAUUGUUGGUCUCCAAAGACUUCCAUCACAAACUCCUGUUUUCAGAGCUAUUGUCAGGAAUAAAUCCAGACUAUCCUGAAUAAAAUCA